AGCUUUGGUUAGCGUUGUUUACAUGGAGCAAUUUACCAAAACACAAGUGUCUUACUGUCACUUAAAUAGAUUUACACAUCACUUGUGUAACAAAUGUUAAACCAAAAACAAUGUUUACACGUAUGUUCAUGUGGACAAAAAAAGUUUCGUGGACUGACUCAUAAAUGCCCAAUCGGGGUUCAAGGGCAGCUCUGGCAUCCAGGCUAAAAUUUCACACAUCCGCACCUGUUGUCGCUCCCAAUGCGCCUCCAAGCAGAGAUGGGCCUACUGUAUUGAUUGUUGUCUUUUGUUAAAUCUGCAUUGAGAAGCUACAGAGGUUAAUCAGUUCGUGUUAAACUUCUACAAUAGUUUAAAGAGUCGUGUUUGUGAGCAAACAGCGGUGAGGUCAUUGUUUAAGCUAUUAAACAUUAGGUUGAACAGGCAGUUUAGGUUUGUGGUUUCUCUCUGCAGCGGGGUGGUGUCUAUACGGCUGCUCACCACACUGCCAUGAGAGGACAGAUUCAUCUCCUCAGCCAUUACCGCGUCUCUGAUUGACUGAGAGAUGUCCGUGGAGGUAGAAGAGGAACGAAAGUCGGACCCAAAAGGGAGAUGCGCAAGACUGAUUUGGCGUUUAUUUCCUCACGUUUUCCUCAUUGUCUCACUCAUUUUAUAUGCGGUUUUAGGAGCGCAGAUCUUUCAACAGAUUGAGAAAAGGACUAACAAUGAGUCGGAACGGAUUCGUGCAGCGGUGCAAAAAGUGGUGGAGACAGUUCAGAAUCAUACAGAUACCUCAAAACAGGAAGAGUUACAUGGGAAAAUAAAAAAUAUUUUGAAUGAAUUUCAAAAGGAGCAGAACUGGACCUUCUCUGGUUCCCUUUUCUUCUGCUGUACGGUGUUCACUACUGUAGGCUUUGGACACAUGUAUCCAGUGACCCGUGAAGGGAAGGUGGCUUGUAUCCUGUAUGCGAUGGUGGGCAUCCCUCUCAUGCUGCUGGUCAUCACAGAUGUGGGCGAUAUCUUAGCUGUUCUCCUCUCUGAAGCGUACACUCGUCUCAGUCUGUUCUUCAGGCGAUGUAUGGUACAUCGUUCAUGGAGCCUUGAAAAACACGAAAAGGCGUCACCUCUCCAACAAGUGCGAGGCGCUGAUACUGACAGCACUUAUACAUUCAACCAGGAUGUUGUGGUGCACAAGACAGUGAACAUUCAGCAGGUGAUAAGAGCCCAGUCUUCCUUCAGACGUACAUCCUUACAGCUUCGUAACAACAAGGAGAUAUUUGACCGCAUUAUUAUUAAGGAGAGCUUCAGGCUCAAGAACACUUUGACAAAAUCCUUCUCAUGCCCAGACCUUGACCGUAUGCCUUCUCCAGAGAACGGCUCCAAGUUAUUCACCGGCAUCGGAGAGAAGAUGGAUCACUUUAACGUCCCUCUGCUGGUCAUCUUGCUGGUGGUGUUUGCAUACAUGGUGGUCUGCAGUCAAAUUUUGAAACGCUGGGAGAGUGAGAUGAACCACUUUGAUGCCUUUUAUUUUACCUUCAUCACCUUGACCACCAUUGGCUUUGGUGACAUUGUGCCUAAACACCCAAAUUACUUCAUGGUUACCUUUUUGUUCAUUAUCAUGGGCAUGGCCAUUAUGAGUAUGGCCUUCAAACUUGGCCAAUCGCAAAUUGUUAGCUGUUACAGGCAGUGCAUGACUUGUCUUAGCAUGGGCAAGGUAGGAAUACACAAAGACCUAGAGGGUAACUGAAGGCAAUGGGUUUUUGUGGCUUUGCUAAUGGCACAUGAAAUUACUACAGGAAAGCAUGACCACUUUCAGUACAAGAUGGUAAUUUGUUUUAAUAUCUAUAUCACUGUCUGCCAGUUUGAUAAAGUGGGUUGAAGGGGAAUGGACCACAGUCCUGCCACAGUAUAAAACUGCGAUAAACAAGUAUAGAAGAAACAGUGAAGUAUGCACUCCUGUUAGCUAUCUGAGCCAAAAGAUGAGACUGGCCUCUGUGACUGUAUUAUUAUAUGCUUGUAUUAUUAGGAAAAUUGCAUGAGACUUUGUUUAUUUUUUGUUUAGAUAUGUAGCUUAUCA
Messenger RNA from Ctenopharyngodon idella (grass carp), 2053 nucleotides. It is a transcript of the gene kcnk18, whose product is annotated as potassium channel, subfamily K, member 18. NCBI's taxonomy places the organism in Eukaryota, Metazoa, Chordata, Actinopteri, Cypriniformes, Xenocyprididae. The transcript has 3 exons. The record is from RefSeq and is a predicted model, not a curated record. Gene Ontology annotation, biological process: potassium ion transmembrane transport; stabilization of membrane potential. Gene Ontology annotation, cellular component: membrane. Gene Ontology annotation, molecular function: potassium ion leak channel activity. Bases 542 to 1723 code for a protein of 393 amino acids.